Molecule: messenger RNA, 2124 nt
Organism: Orbilia oligospora ATCC 24927
Lineage: Eukaryota; Fungi; Ascomycota; Orbiliomycetes; Orbiliales; Orbiliaceae
Exons: 1
Coding region: 1-2124 (707 amino acids)
Source: RefSeq, a predicted model, not a curated record
AUGGCAAGAUCAACCACAAUAUUCGUCGUCUUGACAGCACUUCUCCAGAUAUGUCUUUUAGUAUCAGCAUCUCCAACCUCAGGGAAAUCGUACCCGGAACUUGAUUUAUUCGCACGACAGGCCACGAAUGAUAAUUGCGGGGCAGGAAGCAAACGAUGCACCAAUCCAAGCGUUUCUAACUUCUGUUGCCCAACUGGCACCGAUUGUAUACCGGUUCUCGGGAAUAAGGCAGUUGGAUGCUGCCCCACAGGCCAAGAUUGCCGUGUGAUCGGGACUUCAGAGUGUAGCAGCAUCGAAGGGGCUGUUAGCUCACCGUCGCUACUUACCCGCUGCAGCAGCGGAAAAUGUUGCCCUCCCGGUUAUCUUUGUGAUGGCAACCACUGUCAACUUGAGUAUAGUAGCUGGCCGACAAGUGUGGGCGACAAACAGCCAAUUUCUACUUCUUUGCCAUCUGAGGGUGGAGGAAAUUCAACUUCACUCUCUGAGGCCCAGAAACUUGCAGGGUUUAUCUCGAAAGAUGACUGUCCCGUCAUCACAGCAGGCGGUUUCGCCUCAGGAUUUGCACCCGGUUUGGUCGUCGGAGCUGCUUUAGCAUCUCUUAUAUUCUUUGUGAGGAACCGUAAGAGAGAGAGAAUGGCACGUAGCCGAAGCUGGAGCCGUAUGCCAUCUAAUCGCACCGGAUCUCGCAAGGGAAGCCGUAAUGCUACAAAUGAAAAGGUUAACUCGAAGGUCUCAUCCAAGCAAAGCGUCACCAUCGGAUACCAGCCAGAGGUUGUCGUCACUGCUCCAUCCGAGACAUAUGAUGGCUUGGGUGUCUCGAUCGAAGGUAGACACUACGCCACGAGUAAUACAAGCACUCAAAUGUUCGCUCAAUAUGACGAUUCGAGCGAUCAGGAGACUAGCCGUCGUGGCCAUCAUCGAGCCCAUGGAGAAACCCCACCUCUGCCUUCUCUGACUAUUCAUGGAGCCGAUUCCGCCGCUAUGGGUCAUAGUUCCGAGUUUCUAAACCCAUCCGGAUCAAACACGGUAACCCCUACAAAGAAGCACAAGCGCAAGAACUCGAACCCCAGUUUCAAGGAUCUUGCAAACGCUUCCAGGCUCAAAUUCCGUAACUUACUCUCCCACGAGAAUUUGAAGGAACAACGAGGAAGCUUAGGUUCAGAAACCUCUGUCGGCUCAUCUAUCCAUUCGAGUGUCUUCACUGGUAGUGAAAGACAGUCUCGUGGAAAUCGAUACCCAAUCGCUGUACAAACCAACGGUAAAGCUAAGGGGCCUUCGCAGGUGACUCCAACAAGCCUUCGACAGGAAGUUACCCUUGAGAGAGCCAAUACCACUGCCACUGAUGCCACCAACAUCGAUGACCAAUACACGCCAAUCACACCAUCGAACCCAAGGGCAUUCACAAAUUCCGAUGUUCCAAACCCUCCACCAGCCCCAAGCUCUCAUAUUGCCCUCCCUGUUAUCCAAGUUCCCCCUCACGAACAUACACUCCGCCCACAACUCACCUCUCCUGAACUCCGUGAGCAAUAUUUGAACAUCCCACAACCCGCACCCUUGAAGAUCGGCGAUAGGGCAUCAGUGGCCACAGAGAUGACCGAGGUAGAAGGUUACCGCUCUCCGUUCCAUGACCGCUUCCAAUAUGGUACCUACAUUGAAGAAGGUAUAUCACCUUCUGACUAUAGCGAUGAUGACCGUCGCUCCAUAGCAGCCAAUAGCACAUAUCCUUCUUCAUUCCUCGACAUCCAUUUCGAUAGCAAUAUAAGCCCCAUCUCACCCAUCGACUCAAACACUUACGGGAACAGGACCCUCAGAGAAGCCCCAUCACUCCCUGUCAUCCCUCCAUUGUUCCAGCACAAGAAUAAACCACUUGAAACUCUCGCUCAUUCUAACCCAAACCUCAAAUCGAGUGGCUCAAGGAAGAGCAAUAAACGAGCGGGUUCCCCAAUUGACCGUGAAAGUGUCGAUAUCACCGUCCUUAUCGACGAUCCAACUCACGGAGUAGCUCCAAAUUGGAGGAACAACAACCAUGUCGACAGCACCGGCUCCAACCGCACAAUUGGGAUUGGAGGAGCAAUGACUGGCGGCAGAUACACUCUGCAGACCAUGGAAAUAAACAAGUUCUAA